AUGGCAAAGAAGCUUGUUGCAGUGUUUCUCAUGUGCAUUGUUGUCCUCGCAGCAGUGCAUGUGCAUGAGGUUGUAGCCGAUGAAGAAGUGUACAAGUCAUGCUAUGCACCCUGUCACCAGGAUUGCUCAUCCGAAGGCAAUGGCUAUACCUUCUGUGAAAUGAAGUGCGACGGUGACUGUGGGGCUAAAGAGCUUCAAGCCAAAUUGGAAAAGCUCAAGGCUUAA
Molecule: messenger RNA, 225 nt
Organism: Ilex paraguariensis (yerba mate)
Lineage: Eukaryota; Viridiplantae; Streptophyta; Magnoliopsida; Aquifoliales; Aquifoliaceae
Source: the annotation of a GenBank genome assembly